Molecule: messenger RNA, 7197 nt
Organism: Cinclus cinclus
Lineage: Eukaryota; Metazoa; Chordata; Aves; Passeriformes; Cinclidae
Gene: SPG11
Product: SPG11 vesicle trafficking associated, spatacsin
Exons: 39
Coding region: 22-6993 (2323 amino acids)
Biological process (GO): synaptic vesicle transport; axon extension; axo-dendritic transport
Cellular component (GO): dendrite; cytoplasm; axon
Source: RefSeq, a predicted model, not a curated record
GAACGUUUUCUCUUCAGUUUCAUGUGGGACAGCACAGGAGAUAAUGGUUUGCAAUCAAACAAGACAAAACUCCUGGCUCUUGGUCAAAGCCAUGACCUGUUUGUCUAUGAAUUCAGUGUGGAAGAUGGAAAACACAACCCAAAGUUCCUGCACAGAUGUAAGGAAGAGACACUUAAAAAGCUCCUUGAAGCUAAAAACAUAAGUCUGCCUUCAAUUUUCUCUGUGAAGAUUCUGUCUUUUGGAAACAACAAAUGCAAACUUCUGCUCAACCAGCUUAUCCUUGUGCACCUGACCUUUGCUGGGGAAGACUCACCCCUAGAGAACUGUGACUGCUUCCCCCUGGCUCUGCCUCCAGAAGCUGUGGGGAGAAUAAGAGACUCCCACUUCUGCAGGGGGAUCCUGUUCCUGUUGGACAGUGCUGGCUGGAUUUACAUACUGGACUGCUCUGAUGGUGCCGCCUUAGGGAAGGUCAGCGUAGCCCUGGGAGCUGGGCAGGGGCAGGGCCCAGCCCCUGUGUCCCCCCUGGCUGGCCUGGCAGUGUCCCCUGACCUCAGCACAGCCGUGGUGACCACCAGCAGCCACCGUGCCCUGGCUGUGCAGCUCAACACCUACUUCAGACAGUUCCCUGAGCAUUUGCUCUGUAAGAGAAAUCCUGAAAAUCUCCCAGUGGAGCCUCCAGAGGGCCUGGAUGAGGAUGAGCUGGCCAGUUCUGAGCACAGCAUGGAGCUGCUGUCGCUUCCUUUCCGCACAGACAGGUCCUGGAAGGCACAUUUGUCCUCACUGUGGGACAGAGUGAGGAGAAGAAGAACACCAGCUUCUCCAGAUUUGGUGAACGACUUGAAUUUGCCUUGGUAUCAGUUCUUUACCCAUCUUGAAGAUCACGAUGCUGAAGUCUGUGAGGAUCCAGAGAAGCUGGUGGCCUUUGUUCCCCGGGCUGCUACGUGGGCAGCUUCCCGAGCACUCCAGGGCCAGGGUGCAGCCCCUGGGGAUGCAGGACAGCAGUGGGCACAAAUCCCCGUGGGAGCACCCCAGGAAAUGGUGAAAGUGGAGUGUAAACUGGUGACUGGAGCUACAGCUGUGUUUGUGGUGCUGGCACAGGACACGGGGCUGUCCCUGGCGCUCUGGGAUUUUGAGUCGCAGGACGUGACGUGUUCCCACUUUGGCAGAAGCAGUGUCUAUGUGGAGUGCAGUGCACAGGUGCCACUGUGUCUGCUGCUGACAGAGCGUGGUCUGUCCCUGGUCCUGUUUGGUCUAAGCCAGGAGGAGUUUCUGAGCAGGCUGAUGAUGUUUGGCAGUGCCGGGGUCGUGGAUUCCGUGUGUCACCUCAAUGGGUGGGAGAGGUGCUCCAUUCCCAUCCAUGCCCUCGAGGCAGGUUUGGAAAAUCACCAGCUGGACACAGUGGACUUGUUUCUGAAGAGCAAAGAAAGUGUUUUCAGUCUGUCUGCACCCUGCCCUGGGCCUGAGCACUCUGGGGAUGGUUCCUCCCAGUCUUACCUGAGAAAUCUGGAGGAGCUCAGGCCAGCUUUAAACUUGCUGUGCUCAGCAAUCCAAGACAAUGAUCUGGAGCCUCACAGCAAACAGUUCUCUGAGCAGCUCCUGAACCUCACCCUGACUUUCCUCACCAGGCAGCUGGAGGAAAUCUUUGUGCACACAGAGGAACCUGACGAGUUCCUGCAGAAGGCUGCAGAUAUUUUAACUGAUUACAUCAUUAAACUGAGAAAAUUCCUGAGGAAGUAUCCUCGCCCCCCAGUGACUCCAGGGCCCACAGGAGCUGACCUGGAUGAAGACCUGCCUGAGAUAGAAGAGAGCCAAGAAUGGGAAAAACUGACACCAGAGGAAGUCAUUGCUGAAGCCAUCCUACGCAACAAAAUACCAGAGGCCCAGAUCUUCUUCAGAAGGCACCAGCAUCCUGCAGAGAGCCUGCAGGAGUUCCUGCAGACAGGUUUGAACCUGGCCUAUGACUGUCUGCUGAAGGGCAGCACCAGGGAGGCCUCAGAGCUGCUGAGGAACAUGGGCUUGGAUGUGAAUCGGGAAUUGCACAAGAUCUGCUUCCACACCAAGGACAGACACGUCAGGGAGCUCUUGGUGAAAGUCUUACAAGAAGAAAAUUAUUUUUCUGAAAAAGAGAAGAAAAUGAUAGACUUUGUGCAUCAGGUUGAAAGCUUCUACUCAGAGUCCUUCCAGGAAAAUAAAGAGACUCAGUGUUUUCCCAGUUUCAGCAGCUGCAGGAGGGAGCAGCACCUGUGCAGGCAGCAGGCAGUGCUGGUGCAGCUGGGCUGCAGCAGGAGCCUCAGGGUGAUGCUGAACUGGGCUCACUGGUGGGAUGAGCUGGUGCAGGAGAUGAUUCUGCUCCCCAUGAAACCACGCCAAGAACUCAAGAGCUGCAGUCCUGAGGUUCUCUGGAUGCACCUGACAGCCCAGCAUGACUGGGUCAGUAUUUGUUCCUGGAUUGAGGAGUCAGAGCCCAGCCAGGCUCUGUGUGGCCAGGCUGCCUGGCCCCCCCUGAGCCCUGACAUCGUUGACAGGAGCACUCUGUGCAGCACCUACAUGAGACAGGACAUCCUGAACAAGCUGGCCAGAAAGGGAAUUUUUGUCCGUUCUGAGCUGGAAGAUUUUGAGCUCCUGCUCCAGAGGUUGUCGUGCCUGGGGGGUGUCCUGCAGAAUCCUCACCCUGUUCCAAAAUACAGCACUGCCAGUGGCCUGGACUUCCAUGGCCAGUUUGUCCUCCACUGCCUGGAGCACAGCCUGCAGUACCUGCUGUACACUUACCUGGACUAUUACAGUCUGACCCCUUCAAGCUGCCCUAUCCUGGAUAAGAAGGAGCUGCACGAAGCCCAUCCCUGGUUUGAGUUCCUUGUGCAGUGCCGAGGGGUUGCCAGCAAUCCCCGAGAUCCCAAGAUGAUUUUCCAGGCCAGUCUGGCCAAUGCUCAGAUGCUGAUCCCCAGCAGCCAGGGGGGUGUGAGCAGCAUCCUGCUGGAGGGCAGGACCCUGCUGGCCCUGGCCACCACAGUCUAUGGGCCUGGGGGCAUCGACCAGGUCCUUCAGAACGAAGAUGCAGAAAAACCUCUAAAGAAAGUUGAUCCACAGCUCUUAAAAAUGGCCUUGACCCCUUACCCCAAGCUCAAGGCUGCUCUGUUUCCCUCCUGCACUGCUCAUGGAAUUUUGCCUCCUGACAUCUCUCUAUACCACCUUCUGCAGUCAUUAAUGCCCUUUGAUCCCACGAAAUUGUUUGGCUGGCAGUCAGCAAACACUCUUGCUAUGUCAGAUGCCUGGAGUGAGCUGCCCCACUUCUCCAGCCCCGAGCUGGUGAGCAGCCACGCCGUGCAGGAGAGGUUGGAUUUCCUGUUCUACCUGCACCACGGCCGCCCCGCCUUCGCCUUCGGCACCUUCCUGGGGCAGCAGCUGGCCAGGAGCAAAACCCCCAGGCAGCUGAUCCAGCAGGCAGCUCGGGAGGCUCGGGCUCUGGCUCUGUGCUCCCCCGGUGUCCCCUCGGUGGCCGCAGCCUGCGUUUGCUUCCUGGAGCUGCUGGGGCUCGACAGCCGCCGGCUGCGCGUGGAUCUGCGAGCUGCCCGCAGGAUUUCCAGCCGCGGCACCGGCGGCGAGGCCUCUCUCCACGGGGACUCCCUGGUCGAGAAGUUAACAAAGUUGGCUGAUGGUGAGAAAGCAGCAGCAGCAGCAGUUCUGACCUCCUUGGAAGAGGCUUUCUGGGAUGCCAUUGAGCAGCAAGGAAUAAAGAGGACGUGCAGUGACUCCAGAAGGCAGUGGGCCUUGGUGAUGCAGUUCUGCCAGCUCCAUAACCUGGAGCUGAGCACGUCCUUCCUGAGGGAAUGUGCCAAAUCCAACGAGUGGCUGCAGUUCCUCAUCCAGGCCCAGCUCUACGGCCACCAGCCAGCCCAGGUCAUUCCCCUCCUGCAGGAUUUCCCUGCCGUGGUACAGGAUCACCUGCUGCUGGCCCUGGGGAGGUUCCAGAGUGCUGAGCCUGGUGCUGCUGGCAGGGCCCGUGCAGGGAGCCUGUUCCAGAUCCUGCUGCAGUGCCAGGAGAGCCCCAGCCCCUGCUGCUUCCUGCUGGCUGAAGGGCUCAGGGCACAUGCCCCCAUCCUCAGUGUGCUGGCAGCCUGCUGCCCUGAUGCAAACCUCAUCUCCUGCCUCUGUGUUUGGAUCAUCACUUCUGUGGAUGAUGCCACCAGGGCUGAGGUAACUGCCCACACCCCGAGCUGGCCAGAGAGUCCCCAGUGGGACCUGCAGGACCUUGCUGUCAUCUGGAAAGUCUUACUGAGGAAGCAAAAGAGUAAAACACUUCUCAAUGGCUUCCAGCUCUUUUUAAAGGAUUCCCCUUUGCUGCACAUCCUGGAGAUGUAUGAGCUGUGCAUGAACUGUAAAAAGUACAACGAAGCUAAAACCAAGCUGGACAAAUUUCAGGAAAGCCUCACCCAACUGGCAGCUGCAGGAGCAGCCCCCGAGGCGCCGCUGCCGUGGCUGGAGUCGCAGGCGUUGUUCCUCCUGCAGCUGAUGCUGCAGCAGUGCCACACUCAGUAUGAGCUGGGGAAGCUCCUGCAGCUCUUUGCUGCAGCAGAGAACCUCCUGCUGGAUGGCCCCUACGUGAAGAGACUCUGUGCCCUCAGUGAGGCCCUGAGGGACUCCUCCAUCCCAAUCAGCAGCUCCAUCCUGAGCUCCUGCAGCCUGGAGGCGUUCCAGGAGGAGUGCAGCUCCAUCCUGGAGCAGCUGCAGGAGAAGGGAAUGUUCAGCCUGGCUCGGGAGGUGGCGGCCCUGGCUGAGCUGCCCGUGGACAGCGUUGUCACACACGAGGUUCUAAGAGACCUACAUCAUUUAAGAGACACUGAACAGUGGCAUCAAACCCAGACAAGAGCCGAGUUCUGGAAGAAGUGCAACGACACCUUCACUAAACAUUGCAUCUGCAGCCGAGCCGCAGCCAGGUUCUUCCUCCACCAGGCCAACCACGUGUGGGAGUCCUCUGGGCAGGAGAAGACAACCAGCAGCAUGGAAAGACAGCUGCUGCUCACCUUGGCCGGGCACUGGCUGGCCAAGGAGCCCGAGGUGGCCGUGCAGGAGCUGGAGGAGGUGGAGAAGCAGAUCUGGCUGUGCCGCAUCACGCAGCGAGUGCUGGAGGCCGAGGGCUCGGGGCAGAGCCCGAGUCCCGGCCCUGCCCGGCUGGGCAGGGAGCUGUCCUUCAGCAGCCUGGCUCAGCUGUUCUCCUUUGCCAAGCUGCCGGCCCUGAACACGGCCGGGCUCUGCAGGCCGGAGGCUCUGGCUGCCGGGGAGCCCCGGCAGGCGCUGGGGGACGCGCAGCGGGCGGCGCUGGCCGCGCUGGUGGGGACCCUGCUGGACGAGGGCAGCGUGCACGAGGCCGCCCGGGCCUGCCACUACUUCCAGCUGUGGCACAGGGACGUGUCCCUGGUGCUGCACUGCAGGGCCCUGGCCUCGGGGGAGGCCGGGCUGGAGCAGCUGCAGCCCGAGGUGCAGGCUGUGCUGGAGGCCGGAGCGGGGACGGCCAGAGCCAGCGCAUCCAGCCUGGAGGACUGGACCCCCCUGGGCUGUGAGGAUGAUGAUGUGGUGGCAGCACUGAAGGCUCUGGCAGAGGAAUGUGUCCAUGGCAGGGGCUACUGCAGGCAGGUGCUGUGCCUCUACGAGCUGGCCAAGGAACUGGGCUGCUCCUUUGGGGAGGUGUCAGCACGGGAGCCCCAGGAGGUGCUGGGGGCCAUCCUGGCCCGGCAGGGGCCGGAGCGUGGCCGCAGGGCUCAGGCCUUCAUCACCUGCCAGGGACUGACCCCUGCCACUGUGGCCCCACUGCUGGCACAGCAGAUCACCCAGGAGCUGCUGGCCUCAGCCCAGGGCAAAGGGCAGAAGCAGGUUUGGAACCCUGCAGUGGAGAGCCAGGCACUGCUGCAGCUUGCCAAGCUGUGCCAGGACCACACCUUGGUUGGGAUGAAGUUGCUGGAUAAAAUCUCCUCUGUCCCCUGUGGGGAGCUGUCGUGCAUUACAGAGCUGCUGAUCCUGGCCCACAGCUGCUUCAGCCUGACGUGUCACAUGGAGGGGAUCACUCGAGUGCUGCAGGCAGCUCGGCUGCUCACCGAGGAGCACCUGGCUCCCAGGGAGGAGUAUGGGCUGGUGGUGCGCCUGCUCACAGGUAUUGGCAGGUACAACGAGAUGACUUACAUCUUCGAGCUGCUGCACCACAAACACUACUUCGAGGUGCUCAUGAGGAAGAAACUGGACCAGAGCGGCACGCUGAAGGCGGCGCUGCUGGACUACACCAAGCGCUGCCGGCCCGGGGACAGCGAGAAGCACAACAUGAUCGCCCUGUGCUUCAGCAUGUGCAGGGACAUCGGCCACAACCACGAGGCUGCUGCCUCCACCCAGCUCAAACUCAUCGAGUGCCGGCCCUGGGAGGAGUCUCUUCAGGAUGUUGCAAAUUUAAAGAAGCUGCUGCUGAAAGCUCUGACUCUCUUCAUUGAUGCAGCAGAAAGUUACUCCAAGGACUCGUGUGUGCGGCAGGCUCUGCGCUGCCGCCGCCUGACCCGGCUCAUCACGCUGCAGCUGCACUUCCUGGGCUCGGGCCAGAGCACCAGGAUCAUCAACCUGGGCAGGCAGGACCUGCCUGGGGCCAUCCUGGCCUUGCCCAGGUUCUACCAGGCAGCCAUCGUGGCCGAAGCCUACGAGUUCCUGCCGGACUGGGCUGAGGUUCUGUUCCAGCAGGUGAUCACCAGGGGGGACUUUGUGUACCUGGAAGAGUUCAAGCAGCAGCGGCUGCUGCGGCCCGGCCUGUUCGAGGAGGUGGCCAAGAAGGUCAAACAACAGCAGGGUCAAACCUCUGCUGAUGCUGCCCUGAGGAACCUGAAGAGGUUCCUCACCCACUGUGAGGACAUCUACACCUACUACAGGCUGGCCUACGAGCACAAGUUCUAUGACGUGGUGAACUCCCUGCUGAAGGACCCUCAGACUGGCUGCUGCCUCAAUGACCUCUUGUCCAACUGACCUCCAGCUGAAUUCCAGCCUGGAGCACAGACUGCAGGGUCAGUGCUGAUUAACACAGAUUUUAUCACUGACCUGCUCACAGGGCUCUGCUGCUCUGCAAAAAUUAGUCCAGAAAACUGGACAGGGUUGUAAGUAUUUAAAAGGCUGAGACUGUGUUAACCUAAAUUUGUGCUUUGUAUAAUAAAUCUCACUGUUUAUAAACUA